AUGUGUAAUAUAUACACUCUGAUGGCUCAGUCAAAAGGACAACUAACACUCGGUUAUUGGGCUAUCCGUGGUCUAGCGGAGCCUAGUCGUCUUCUUCUUCAUUAUACAAAAACACCGUACAAUGAUGAAUUUUAUGUACAAGGUGAUGCACCAGAAUAUUCAAGAGAUGAAUGGUUUUCGAAAAAAUCAAAAUUAGGUUUAGAUUUUCCAAAUCUUCCCUAUUUGUUCGAUGGUGAUAUCAAAUUAACUCAAAGUAAAACAAUUUUAUGUUAUCUGGCUCGAAAAUAUCAUUUGAUGGGUAAAAAUGAACGUGAAGAAGCUGUAAUAUCAAUGAUAAUUGAUCAAUCUCAUGAUUUACGUAGUGAAUUAAAUGGUGUUUGUUAUCAUCCAAAAGAAGACUUUGCAACGGAUAAACAACAAUUUAUUGAAACAAAAUUAACUGAACAACUAAAACUUUUUGAAGACUUUUUAAAGAAAACUGGUAAAAAAUGGUCAUGUAGCGAUGAUAUAACAGCAGCUGAUUUUCAAUUAUUUGAAUAUAUUGAUAGUUGUUUAAUGUUAGAUGAAAGUAUUAUUGAUAAAUAUUCACAUUUGAAAAAUUUUAUGAAACAUUUCCGUGAAAUACCAGAGCUAGAAAACUAUUUAAAACAAGAACAUGCGCAACGGCCAUUAAAUAAUAAAGUGGCAAUAUUCGGUGGUACCGUUAUUCCAAGAAAUAAGGCAUGA
Molecule: messenger RNA, 726 nt
Organism: Didymodactylos carnosus
Lineage: Eukaryota; Metazoa; Rotifera; Eurotatoria; Philodinida; Philodinidae
Source: the annotation of a GenBank genome assembly